AUGUCCGGCACUUGCUUAACCGAACAGCUAAAGGCGCUUCAUAUUUUCCUGUCAGCAUCCAGCAGCCACUCUUAUCUACUGGAGUUCUUGGAACACGGCGGUGUGCUUUGCCUCCAAGAACUAUGUAUCUCACCUCGUGGAAAAGAGAAGGACAAGAAGUGGGCUCUACGUGUGUUGGCGUGUGUUGCGAACGCCGGCACCAGGUAUAAGGAGACCAUCUGUGAAUGCUACGGCUUGAUGAAUGUUAACUUCCUAGCCACUAAACAGUGUAACAAUCAGUGGUCAGUUCAGGCUAACGGGUAUGAUGUGUUUAACCGACCGGACUAUCACCACCCCAAGGUGCUUGCUUGCGAAUUACUCACUGCCUACCGUUCGGUUCGGUCGUAG
Molecule: messenger RNA, 387 nt
Organism: Dicrocoelium dendriticum
Lineage: Eukaryota; Metazoa; Platyhelminthes; Trematoda; Plagiorchiida; Dicrocoeliidae
Source: the annotation of a GenBank genome assembly